AGAGUAGCAGUAGCGAGCAGUAGCAGUUGAGUGCAUUGACUUGUCGAUGGAAACAAUUUAGCAGGGUUUCUGGAGUAGCAGUGUGAAUACACUACUUUCAACAUGGGGAAGUCAUUUGCCAAUUUCAUGUGCAAAAAGGAUUUUCACCCUGCAUCGAAAUCAAACAUUAAGAAGGUAUGGAUAGCGGAACAGAAAAUAACCUUCGACAAAAAGAAACAGGAGGACCUCAUGCAGGCUUACCUGAAGGAGCAGGAGACGUACAACAACAGAUUAUUAAUGGGAGAUGACCGGGUGAAGAAUGGUCUUAAUUUCAUGUACGAGGCUCCUCCGGGAGCAUCAAAAGAAGAAACAAAGGAGGAAGGGGAAUCUGAAUACAAGUUUGAAUGGCAAAAAGUCGCUCCUCGUGAGAAGUAUGCAAAGGAUGACAUGAAUAUCAGAGAUCAACCUUUUGGCAUUCAGGUGCGCAAUGUCAGGUGCAUUAAGUGUCACAAGUGGGGACACGUGAACACAGACAGGGAGUGUCCUCUCUUCGGCCUCUCGGGGAUCAACGCCAGCUCGGUGGCCACGGAUGAAGUAGCAGGUCCGUCGAUGCACCCCUCCGAGUUAAUAGCAGAGAUGCGAAACAGUGGGUUUGCGCUGAAGAAAUGUGUCCUUGGGAGGAACGCCACUGUUUGCGAUCUGGGGCAGGAUUACAUCGGAAGUGGAGAAGAAGAGGAUCCCGAAGUGGAGUUUCUGAAAUCCUUGACCACAAAGCAGAAACAGAAGCUACUCAGAAAACUUGAUCGGCUGGAGAAGAAGAAGAAGCAGAAGAAGAAGAAGAAGAAGAGCAAGAAGCAGAAGAAGAGCAAGGGCAAGCAGAAGAAGCAGGCCCGCAAGUCUGACCGCUCCUCCUCGGACUCCUCCGACAGCAGCAGCAGCAGCAGCAGUGAGUCGGAGUCUGAGGACCAAGGCAAGUCCCACAGCAAGAGGAAGAAGAAGACGAGGGACAAGAAGAAGAAGAUGCAGAAGAAGGAGUCCUCCAGCAGCAGCUCUGACAGUGAGGAGGAAGAGGAGGAAGAGGAGGGAGCGAGGGGGAAGGCCCCAGAGGCCCGCGGCACCAACCGAUCACGGAGCCCCCCGGCGUCCAGCCACCGGCGGCAGAUGGACAGUUCCAGAGACGAGGGCGAGGACCGGGGCAGGAGGCGCCAGAGCCCGCCGCGCCGUGACCAGGACAGGACCGGGAUGUCCGGCAGAUGUGAGCGGCAGGGCGGCCGAGGUGGCGGGAGAGAGAGGAGCAGGAGCGGAGAGCGGGACAGGAGCGGGCGAGAGAGGGAGACGGAGCGGUCAGAGGGCAAGAGGAGGGAGAGAGAGCGCGACCACAGCAGGAGCAGGAGCAGGAGCAGAGACGCUAGGAGGGACAGGAGCCGGAGCCGGAACCAGGGGAGAGAAAGAUCCGGAAGAGAGAGGAGCAAGAGCCCAGGCCGAGGCCGAGCCACGAGAGGGAGAAGCAGAAGUCCGAGCCAAGACAAGGGGGCAGGUAGAGCGGCACGAGACCGAAGCAGAGACAGGGAGCGGGGGAGAGCCGGCAGGAGCAGGAGCAGGAGCAGGAGCAGGAAUAAUGGGAGGAGUAGCAGAGAGAGAGAGCGCAAGCACAGGAACUGAUGAGGCCAUGUCUAAAGGCAAAGGGGAAAACCAGUGGCACAAGCAACAAGCUGGCACAUAUCAUACUGUUUGUGCGCCACUAUUUUUUGGGGUGGGGCUUUAUCUUCAGAAAGACAUCUUUGUUAAAGUUUCUUUUUCAACUCCAUGAAACAGUCUUGCUUAAUCAAAGGCAAAAUCCUUGUGUUCUGAUUCAGAUGGUCAUUCUGACUCUUAUAGUCAUAUUGGACUUUUUUUUUAUGAUUCAUUAACUGUAUGUAAGAAAUCGGGAGUUUUUAGAAUUGUAUUAUGUGUUAAUGUUUGUAAAUCCCGCUCUCUCCUCUCCCGUCAUGAAUGUGGAAAAAGUAAAAAAGGAAGCAGUCCACACGAGGGCGUUAGCGGACUGCCAUGUGUGUAAAGUGGAACGAAAUUGAUUAAACGUUUUUAUGGAUCA
Molecule: messenger RNA, 2071 nt
Organism: Sardina pilchardus (European sardine)
Lineage: Eukaryota; Metazoa; Chordata; Actinopteri; Clupeiformes; Clupeidae
Gene: cirsr
Product: corepressor interacting with RBPJ, CIR1
Exons: 10
Coding region: 103-1641 (512 amino acids)
Biological process (GO): negative regulation of DNA-templated transcription
Cellular component (GO): nucleus
Molecular function (GO): transcription corepressor activity
Source: RefSeq, a predicted model, not a curated record